This is a messenger RNA of Mya arenaria, 8993 nucleotides long. RefSeq names its product lateral signaling target protein 2 homolog. NCBI's taxonomy places the organism in Eukaryota, Metazoa, Mollusca, Bivalvia, Myida, Myidae. The transcript is spliced from 12 exons. Bases 99 to 3674 code for a protein of 1191 amino acids. The record is from RefSeq and is a predicted model, not a curated record. Gene Ontology annotation, cellular component: early endosome membrane. Gene Ontology annotation, molecular function: metal ion binding.
ACAUCAUCGACAUUUUACGAGAAAAAUGAUGACUAAAAAUCAUAUUUUUGUUUAUCCCAUUAGAUAAUGAUAUUGUUUGUUAAGAUAUUUGAUAAAAGAUGAAUUCGUUCAGACGAUGGCUAUACAAGCCAAAGAAAAAUGACAGCACCCUAUUGGCCAAUUUCUACUUUGCUGAUGAUGACUUGAAUCAAGUUGCGGCUGAGUUGGACAGUUUUGAUGGCCGGAAGGAUCCCGAACGAUGCACAAUGCUGGUUAACCAGCUUCGUGUGUGUCAGGAUAAGGUCCUCACUGUCAUCCAGAGGAUCAUGAAUGACGCCAUCCCGACCCAGAGAGCUAGCCGGGACUUUCGGGUCAAGUUCCCAGAUGAUGUCCUGCAGGAAAGUCUUGCUGGACAGCUCUGGUUUGGUGCUGAGUGUCUGGCGGCAGGCUCAAGCAUACUGAACCGUGAAGUAGAAAGUGCCAGCAUGCGCCCACUAGCCCGGGCUCUCACCAAAAACCUAGACAGUCUACGGGGCGUGCUCCGGGAACAGUGCCUUAGAUCCUGCACCGAAUAUACAUGGAGGAUUCAGGAAGCGCUUGUGAUAUUUGAUAAGUUGUUUGCUGAAUUUGAGCUAAGUUACGUGAGUGCCAUGGUGCCGGUAAAGACAAUGAAGGAAUAUGACAUGUUACAAGAGGUCACAGUGCUCUUCUCUGAGACUGUUCACAGAGCACUCCAGCUGGGCCUGUUGAGUCAAGAUACGGUUGAUGACUGCGACCCUGCCCUUAUGUUCACCAUCCCCCGUCUAGCCAUUGUCAGUGGUUUGCUGGUGUACCCUGAGGGCCCCCUUAACCCGGACAUGGAGCCGACUAACAUGACAGAGAUGUUCAGACCCUUCCAGACCCUCUUACAGAAAAUCAGGGAAUUGCUGCACACACUGAGUGAGCUUGAACUGUCCAUGUUGGAAAAGUCCCUGUGUAGCUGUGAGGAGCCUGAUGUGCCUACUCCAGCCCUCGUCAGCCAAUCAGAUGCCCUGUUACAUGCAGGCGGCCAAUCAGAGGUCCUGUUACAAGUGGACCAAGGCUUCCAUGAAGGGGGGGAGGGGAUAGUGCCUGUUGAUGCCAUAAGUCUGGACAUUAAUGACUCCUCCCCUUUGUCAGGAAGUCCGCGGACUCCUGUCAAUCAGAUGAACUCAGAACCAGACUUUGCACAGAUCUCGCCAUGCUCAACCCUGGUGGAUGAAUUUAAUUCAAGUGGUAUGGACGAUAACAGGUUGAAUCUGAAUUUGAACAAAUCAGAAUCCCAGGACUCAGGUCUUCACAGUGAGAACGUGAGUACAUCAGACACUGUUACGGUGGAUAGUCCGCCUGCUGUUGCACUUGAACAUGACAGCCCACUCACUUGUGUUAGAACUGCUACCAGCGAUUCUCGGCUCAAUUCUACAAACACAGUUACAGUGGAUAGUCCAUCUUCUGUUUCGCCUGAACAUGACAGCCCGCCCACUUGUGUUAAAACUGCUACCAGUGAUUCUCGGCUCAAUUCUGCAGAAACUGUUAUGGAUAAUAGUCCACCUGCUGUUGAACUUGAUCAUGACAGCCAGCUCGCUAGUGUCAGAACUGCUUCCAGUGAUUCACGGCUCAAUUCGGCAGGCACUGGUACGCAGGCGACAGAAGCCGAACACUUUAGUAAGGAUCAAACAACUUGUGAUACUGAAAAUAUUUGUGAUAAGGAUACAGAUGGUGAUAGUGAUGAAGCUGAUAGUGUUUGUGAAAGAGAUGUGGAAGGCACAGCAAACUCUUCUUAUGAUGUUGGAGAUUGUAAACCUGUCAAUGAAAGUAGUUGUGAACAAAUUGGUGAUACUAGUAUUAAAUUAAAUACUGGUAAUAGUGAUAGUACUAGUUGUGAUACUAGUAAACAAAGCAUUGAUUCUGAAGUUGAUUGUUUGUCACAAAAUGAUUCAAUCCAAGGUGCUACUCAAAAUGCAGAUAACAAUGGAAGUUUAUGUGAAAACUUCACAGAGCAGAGUGAAAUAAGUGAGGAUCCUCUUGUUAAAUCCUCAGCCGAAGACACUGUGGGUGAAAUUUCCUCAGAAAGCUCAUCUCAUCCUACAGGAGUGGCCCGUCAGUUUAGCUGGCAGUAUAACGUACAAUUUGCCUUGCCCCAUAUCAGUCUGAACCAAGACCCGGACAUGGAUCGGCAGUCCUCGGGCUCGUUUUCCAGUGACAGUACUGUGUCUGAAGCGGGACAUAUUGGGGAGAGCGUGUCUGACUUUGUGAUUGAGACACUAGCCAAUAUGAACAUGGGAACUGACAGGAGCAGGACCCAGUCCUCUCAGAGUCAUCACAAUGUAUUGUCAAAGCGGUUGGACACAAUGGAAAGACACCAUCACCACAACACUGCUGCUAACCAUGGCUCGUCAUCAUCAUCAUUCUGUCCCCAGAGGAGUAGAGAAGUCCCGGACCUGUCUGUUCCCUCUACCUCACACCAACAACACGGCUCAAGACACCAUCGCUCAUCUAGCAAACCAAAGAGUUUAUCAGCACAGGAAAAACGAGACUCAGUAGAAAAUAUUAGUUGUGAGAUAGGUGCGCAAUCAGACUCAGGUGUGGGAGUCUGUCAGGCUGAAACUGCUGAUAAAACCAAUGAGUCCAGCCUGGAAGAACACAAAGAUACCACAAACAUCUCUCAAAACCAAAAAUCUAAACAUGCAACGAAUGGUGAUGAAUCAGAUCAACACACUAGUGUGACUGAUGGCUUAAAUCUGGAGCAGGCAACAGGAAUGAGCAAUGGUGGGGAUGUAGGGGUUGUCGUGGAUCCGGGGUCAGGUGGGCCUGGCAAAGUGGGGGUCAGUCUAGAUGGCCCGGUGUUAAAGUCGGAGGAGAUAGGGGACACAGAAGGCGGAGAGGAGCUGAGCAUGAGCUGUUCCAGCUGCCAGACCUCCUCAAUUGGCUGUGACUGUGAGAAUGAUCAGCUCUGCACAUGUAUAGGGAGUGAGACCAGUUCCUACAACUCAGACGGUAAUGACGAGGAGGAGGUAGCAUUGGCGAUCCGAGCUGCAGAGUCAGCAUCACGUAACGAGAUUAGGGCAAGGUUUUGUAACAGCACAGAUCUCAUACACAGACUGUUUGUUUGCAUAGCUGGUGUGGCAGACCAGUUGCAGACAAACUAUGCGAGUGAUCUCCGUCAUAUCCUCAAGUGUGUGUUUGAGAUGCACACUUCUGAUGAUCCCAUAGAAGACACACCUCCAGCCCCACCACCUCAGCAAACCACACCAGACACCAGCAACUCUCCAUCUACCCAUGAUCCUGCAGUGCCUAUCAACCAGGAGUCUCCUUGCAAUGGGAUGUCUCCUAACAACCAGAAUAUACCAGAAACAACCAGCCAAUCAGGUCCCAUCCAGCCUGACAUCCAGCCCCGACCCCGCGCCACCAGGGUCUCAUCCUCACCCAGAAGAAUAUUUGAUGAGCCCCCAGAAUGGGUCCCGGAUGAGGAGGCAGAGAGAUGUACUGCCUGCAAGACGUCGUUCACCUUCGUACGGCGACGACACCACUGCAGAAACUGCGGAAAGAUCUUUUGUUGGAAAUGUUCCUCCACAACGGUUCCCCUGCCGCAGUAUGGCCACCAAAAGCCUGUACGAGUGUGUCACCGAUGUUUCCUCUACCAAGUCUCCCACUUCACAGCUACAGCUCAGUACUGACACACAACUGUAUAGUUAGAUAUAGAGCUCCUUACAACGACUGGCAAAAACACUGUACAUAAGACAUGAGACCUAUGGGAUAGUCCGGUAGUGCUCAACAAUGUACAGACACCACCUUCUGCACGAAUGGCAUAAAGCUGUACAUAAGACAAGAGACCUAUGGGAUAGUCGGGUAGUGCUCAACAAUGUACAGACGCCACUAUCUAUCAUGACUGAGAUUACACAUUUCUGACACUGGAUAAUCUCAAUACCCAGGGGCUGUAUUCCUAAAGCAUCUUAAGUCAUUUCCUAACUUAAGUCGAUUUUCAAAAUUUUCAUAGUCAAUUAAACGAAAGGUUUAAGUGUUUUUAACAUAAAAGUAUUUUAUUUACAUUAAGGUCUCUAAAAAUAAUAAUAUUUUGGAAAAUCUUUAAUUCUUAUUUCAUAUGACUGAAGCAAUACUUGAAUGAGGAAAGUAACUUAAGUAAGGAGAUUUAUGAAUAUCGCCUAGAACUGGAAUUUCUUAGCACCAGCACAUAAAAAAUGAACAUUGAUUUUCUUUUGUGCAUCUGCGCCUGGGGCCAUAUUCAUUAACAUCUUAGUGAAAAUUUUCAACUUUGUGAAGAAUUAUUUUUUUGUAGAUUUAAUUUAAAAGAAAAAGAAAAUGUUUUACUCAAAAGAAAUGAAAAUAAGCAAGAAAAAAAUUCCAAGGAAUGAACGCAUAUGAAUAAAUUUAAUAAAAAUAAGAGGGUAUUUUAAAUAUACAUUGUUAAAAAAUAAAAAUAAAUCACUUAAAAGCUUUAUGAAUACAGCCACUGAACUUAUGUAUCACAGCCACCGCACCUUUGUAAGCCAGUACUCAAAUUAAGUAUCACAUUGGUAAGGCUCAGAUUAAACAUGGCAUUUAAUCCAUGCUGUUUGAAAAAUAAUCCUAUAUCUAGUAUUUUAUGACUAUACCAUUUUAUACUACAAAUUUGGAUAUAAACUUUAGACAGGGAUUGUAUUGUAAGAUAAUUUGUGCAAUGAACUGUUGUGUAUUGUUACAUAUUGCGACAUAAUUUAUGAUGUUAUGUUUGUGUUACUCGAAUGCAAUGUAUACGCUUCCUUUUAUACAGAUCUUAUAAACUUAAAUUAUGCUUAAGUUUUUCUGGAUUAUAAAAUAAUGUAUUUAAAGUGCCUAUUAUUAACAGUUCACCAGGGGGCCAUGAUUAUGAACAGUCUCAAGUCUGAGUCUAGACAUACAAAAGUGGUAUCAUUAAAUUACCAAAAUCACCUUUAUUCAGUUGAUUUUACAAUCAUAAAUAUGAACAUUUGUUCAUUUUCGAAAUAAAUAGUAAAAUUUUCUAGAGAGACAGUAUAAAUGGAAUGAAUAUUUGCAGUCUUGUGACUUAAGUCUAAUAUAAGACACGAGAGUUUAGAAUUAAUUCUCAAAAUCAGAAUUGAGAGCUUUGAACUUAAAAUUACUGUACAGUUGCUUAGAUUUUACUUUGCUAGGAGAUUUGCAUCUAAAACAGUAGGAAGUACCUUGAAAUGAAUAUAAAAGACUUGGGGGGACAAUUUCAAAUGGGGUCUAAACCCCUUAACCCGGCUAGGAACUCCUCAUAUUGAAACCACCCUCAGUAAUUUUCAGGAUUGACAAUUUUCAGCUGAUAGAACCCCAUUAUAUACUAAAAAAGCUAGGUUGUAUUAAGUUUCUGUUUUACAUGUCAUAGGUUUAAUGGCAUUGAUCUCCAGCAUAUACAUUUAUGUGUGUUUAAAUUAUGCUUUAUGGCAAUUUAUACAGAUUUCUCAGUGAAAAGAUAUUGACGAUUUCAAACAGUGAAAUAAUUAUGUGAUAUUUUUCUCUGUUUAAAACUAAAAUAAUAAUAAUAAUAAUAGAAAUAAUAAUAAUAAUAAUGAUAACAAUAAUAAUGAUAAUUAUAAAAUAAUAAUAAUUGAUAACGUAUUGAUUUUUUAAAUUUUAUUUUUUUAAUUAAGAACGCAUUAAGGCACCUCAGUAUUUUGUCUAGUUACAACGUGAUCCUCAACUAUGACAUGUAGAUAUACAAAUGCAGGAAUGAUACAGUUGACUGCAGGUGGUGAAAUACAUGUUGUUUUUUUUCACCCUGUGGUGAACUCUAUGUAUGAGAAGUCUUUCAGGUCAAUUUUUGGUUGGGUAUUAUGGCAUUUCACCAGAUAACGUCUUGCGGAACUGGAAACGUACAUUUUAAGAACUAUAACUGUUUUUAUUGCUUUUAUCAUAUUUAUUUAAAGCUUAUAUGUGUUAUGUUGCAUUCUUCAAAGCUUAAUGUUUUUAUAUUUUACUGCAUUUUACCACAAUAUAUGUAAUCAAUCGGAAUUUAAAACAUUCGGAGGGUUAUCAAAGGGGUUAUCUAUGCUAUUUAUAUGCUUAGUGUCACUGAUUUUUACCAAAUAUCAGUUAAUUAGAUUGCACAUAUUUUUAAAUUAAAAAUAUAAAAAAAUAAAAUAAUAAAUUGUAUUCAAUUGAACGGAGAAAUCUUUAUUAAAGACACAGAUUUGAAUAUCAGGCCCAAAUUUUUAAAACAAAUCAUCUAUAACAGAAUUCAGCUAAGCUCACUUAGUUUGUUUUGGUUUCCCUGUGUUAUAUAUUUACUUGGAAGAGUUUUAUGACUUGUAAAUGGAAAUAUUGUUAUUAAAAUCACUAUAAACUGUUAUAUUAUUACAUGAACUUAAUGUUAAGGAAUGUUUUGGGGUACUUGAAAUGAGAGACUAAAUGUUGUUAAAUUGAUUCCAGUAAUUCAUCCUAGGAAUUAUUAUGCUAUAAUCUUUGACAAUUUUUUUUAUUUUCUAGGUUAUAUUCUUCUCUUUGCAAAUUUUCUGUUGUUUAUAACACUAUCAAUUAUUACAAUGUUGAGGUAUUUCUUAUCUUGAAAAAAUGAAGAUUUUUGUGCAAUAUAUGGUACAAGUUAAUAAUUCUAGUGAUUACCAAUCGUGUUGAAUAAAGAGCAGUUUCAUAGCCUUAUGUAAGUCAUGCCCCAAUUUCUUGCAACAUCUUAAAAAGUCCCUUAUACAGGGAUGUGAUUUGUCCGCGGAUUCGCGGAAUUCCGCGGAUCUAAUGCCCCAGGGACUCCCCCCCCCCAAAAAAAAAAAAUAAUAAUAAUAAAAAAAAAUAUAUAUAUAUUUUUUUUUUAGCUGAUUAAAAAAGUUACUAAGGUGCUUUUGGUUGUUAGAGUUGAUAUACCUGUGUGCUUUAAAUUUCAAGUCAGAAGAACCCUCAAAAGAGCUUCCAAAAAGCCAGUUUUCUUCUAAGGCAGUGUGCUUUUGACCCCAAAAGUGCCCCCAAGAACCCAUGGCUGAAAUGGUUUCAGCUCUUCAGCUGCCAGGUUAAUCACAUCCCUGAACUUAUAACAGAAUUAAGCUAAGCUCACUAUUUUUGCUUUGAUUUAAAUUUUGUAAUAUUUACAGUUUUUGGCGUUCCAAAGGAAACCAUCUUUAUGAUAAUCACAAUAAACUUCUUUUUAGGCUUAAAAACUUUUGAGAUAUUUGGGCCUUGUGACAAAAACUUCUAUUCUUCUUGAACUUAUAUUGGCACUGUGGACAUGAUUUCCAGCUUAAUUUUGAAGAUGUGUUUUGUUACCUUAUGAAUAUCUUUUGCACAAAUAUAACAUAAUGCUGUUUAUCAAUUAUUGUCGGCGAAUAUCAUUUCAUGCUUCGCUGGUAAUUAUAAUGUAUAGCUGAUGUUUCAGCCAAUGGGAUCAUCAAACAAAUUCUGAUUGAAUAAUUUAGAAAGCUUCUGACAAAAAAUGACUACCAAAGUUUUAUAUAGCCAUUAUGUUAUUUGUUUUUUUAAGCGGGUUAGGGUGAUUCUGCAAUUUAUGAAUUCAUUUCGGCUAGUAAAGACAAUAGAUUUGGCAAAGACAAUUAAUUGUUUAGCAAAGGAAAAGUAAACAUUUAACUAUUUCUUAUUACUGUUAAUACAUCUCUUGUAAAAUAAUUCAUAUCAGUUCUUGUGUUCAUUCUGAUUUACUAAAAUAAAAUUAAAAAAAUAUUCAGCAAAUUUGAAAAAAUUGCCUUCGCAUUGGACAAAAAAUAAUUUUGAACACUAAAUACUGUUCAGCUAUAUAUUGUAAAAGAAAAAAGGUCAGUCCUUGUAUAAGAAAAGAAUAAUCUGUGCAUAUUUUAUUAUCUACAAAUAUUCUUCAUUAUACUGAUAUCUUUUAAUCACCAAAGAAUAGUGUUUCUUGUAUCAUGUAUGUUAGGUGCGGCUAACUAAUCCAUUAAAGCAUUGUGAUAAAUUGUCUUGUUUUCUGGCUUUAGUAUUUUCAGAAUAACACAUUAUAGCUGCCAACUAAAAAGUUUUUAGAAGCUCAAAAGGUUUUACUAAAGUCACUUUUUAUUCACUUGUAGCAAUCCCAAAUAAAAGCUUAUACAAAAGCAUAAAUGUUCAUAUCACUUGGAUGAUUUAUUGUUUGAUGGUUAUCCUGGCAUAAAAAUCUCAACACUGUAAGGUUGUCACAGAAAACAAGAAAAUAAUUAUGUUUUCAUUUCCCUGUCCUCCAGGCAAGAAAUCAAUUUACAUAAAUACAUACCUAGUAGUAUAAGGAAACUAUGACACAAGGUACUUUUCCUCUGUGUCUAACAACUUCAAUUUUUAAUUAUUUCCUGGAACAUAGCUGAUGUUGUUUCGACUGGGAAGCUUAGAUUAGUACCCCCCGAGAAAACUGUGACCUUUUUGUUUUGUUUUUAAAUAUGAUAUGUAACCCUGAUGUUGUUUUAAACUGUGAUGAAUUAUUAUAUAACAUUAUUUCUUAGUUUCUCUUGCCUGUAGCAUUGUUUGGCCCGAAUUUCGCGAAACAUCUUAAGUCUCUUAUAACAGGAUUAAGCUAAGCUGACUAUAUUUGUUUUGGUAUAAUUUGUGUUAUAUUUACAUUCUUGAGAGAUUUUUGUGUUUAAAAGGAAAUUAUAUUUAUGGUUAUCACAAUAAACUAUAUUUUAUAGGUAAGAUAUUUGGAUUAAUUAAAUAAGUUACUCAAGAUUGUUAUGCUUAAGAACUUUCGAGUUAAUUGGGGCCUGUUAAAGAACUUUUGAGUUAUUCGGGGCCUGUUAAAGAACUUUCAAGUUAUUCGGGGCCUGUUUCUUAAGCUUUUCUUCAAAAUAGUUGUCUUAAUAAAUUAACACAUUUUUAACAUAGAGUUUUUUAUAUAUACAUACACCUAACAGAAUGCCUUCACAUUACGUUUUGUAUGAUUGAGUUAGCAUGUCAUUGUUAAUAUUGCAUACUAAAUGUAUCGUUUUGUAUAUGAAAUCAUAACCAUUGUCAAAAUACAACGCAUAUUCUUAGAUAAAUUUUGUAUUUGGAAAUACACAAAAGUUUGUUUA